Salvia hispanica is the source of this 2615-nucleotide messenger RNA. Its product is annotated as putative serine/threonine-protein kinase WNK3. Gene Ontology annotation, molecular function: ATP binding; protein serine/threonine kinase activity. Lineage: Eukaryota; Viridiplantae; Streptophyta; Magnoliopsida; Lamiales; Lamiaceae. Gene Ontology annotation, biological process: protein phosphorylation. The record is from RefSeq and is a predicted model, not a curated record.
AACAGUCUGCAGCUCGAACCAGUAAUUAAGCUUACCUCUCUCCGACCGAUUCCCAAAUCAUCGUAUAACCUUGCGACGAAAGCAACGACGACGUUUGCGUAAUCUGUGGAGCCAUUUUUAUGAAUUCGAUUGAAUUUUCGUCAAAUUGAAAUUCAUACACGAUAUUAUUGCUGUAGUUUCUCUUUUUGGGAAAAAAAUAAUCCACAGCCGCAAUUAAGGCUUCCUGUGUUGUUUUUAUUCGAUUAGGAUUAGUUGAAUCUCGCCGCAACCUCGCUUAUUUUUAUCUGCAGAUCUGAAAUCUGAGUAGGUUUUGUUUCUGAAUUUAUUUGAAUCGUGUUAUUUGAUUGAGUGAGAGAAUGGUAGAUUCGCCGUCGGAGGCUGAUCCUGACGAAUGUGACACCGAACCGGAAUUCGUUGAGGUUGAUCCAUCCGGUCGCUACGGUCGGUAUAAGGAAGUGCUUGGUAAAGGAGCUUUCAAAAAAGUCUAUAGAGCAUUUGAUGAAUUGGAAGGAAUUGAGGUGGCAUGGAAUCAGGUCAAGGUCUCUGAUCUCUUGCGAAACUCGGUGGAUUUGGAGCGGCUGUAUUCUGAAGUGCACUUGCUUAAGACACUUAAGCAUAAAAACAUUAUCAAAUUCUACAACUCAUGGAUUGAUACCGUGAACGAGCAUAUCAACUUCAUUACUGAAAUUUUCACAUCUGGGAAUCUACGACAGUAUAGGAAGAAACAUAAGCAUGUUGAUGUAAGGGCGUUGAAGAAAUGGUCCAGACAAAUCCUAGAGGGGCUUCUGUAUCUUCAUAGUCAUGAUCCUCCUGUAAUUCAUCGUGACCUGAAGUGUGAUAACAUUUUUGUGAAUGGAAAUCAAGGAGAGGUGAAAAUUGGCGAUCUGGGGUUGGCUGCUAUUCUUGAGCAAGCUCGUGCUGCUCACAGUGUAAUUGGUACACCUGAAUUCAUGGCACCAGAGCUUUAUGAGGAGAAUUAUAACGAGCUUGUUGAUAUAUAUGCCUUUGGUAUGUGCUUGCUGGAGCUAGUGACCCUUGAGUAUCCAUAUGUUGAAUGUACCAAUGCUGCACAGAUAUAUAAGAAAGUGACUUCUGGAAUCAAGCCAGCGUCACUUGUUAAAGUAAAGGAUCCUGAUGUCCGGAUGUUCAUAGAGAAAUGCAUUGCGAAAGUUUCUGAUCGAAUGUCAGCCAAACAACUAUUGAUGGACCCAUUUCUACUAUCGGAUGAGGAUUCUGGGAUAUCUCGCUCUCUACACCAAUCUUCAAGUGAUAAUGCCAACCAUUUUGAUGCUGAAAAUCACCACGAAGACACCCUGUUUGAGGGCAGUCUCGAUUUCGUGGUGCAGGGGCAAAGAAAAGACCAAAACACAAUAUUCUUGAAACUUCGCAUAGUGGAUUCAUCAGGUCAUAUUCGGAACAUUCACUUCCCAUUUGAUAUUGAGGUGGAUACCUCGACUGACGUCGCUAGUGAAAUGGUUGAAGAGCUGGCUUUGACCGACCAUGAUGUCUCAGUUGUUGCUGCAAUGAUUGAUUCUGAAAUUCAGUCCCAUAUUCCUGAUUGGGCACCAAGAGAAUUAUCUGGCAGAAAUAAAGCAACUUUAGAAGAAAGUGCUUCUAGGCCUGCUUCUCCAGCAACCACUGAUUCGUCCAAUGCAAUUGUUAUGGAAAGACUUCCAUCCGGACGCAAGUAUUGGCAUGACUCACCAAAAGAUAGUGCUGAAAACUCUCCACAUCCUGGCCCUUCUAACUUGUUGCUGCCAGAAUCAAAUCUCUCUAGAGACAGUUGGUCUGAUGAAAAUAAUCAAUCUCCUGUUGGUCAUAGGGAUAACAUUAGUUCAUAUGAAGGUUCCCCUCUCAGGCAUGUGACUAAUUUACGAUCUGUUGAUGUUAACCAUGGUCAUCAUGAUGAUGUAUCAGAUGACGAGUCACCAUCUUUGGGAGAUAAUACAAUUUCAACUGGAAAUGAGUCGGAUGACAUAAAGGACAUUAUCGAGAAGCUUGAGCAUAUGCUGGAUGAUCAGCAGAAGGAGCUAGAAGAACUUAAGAAGAAGCAUGAAGUAGCAAUUACAGAGAUUCUAAAUGAACUUCCCGAGGAGAUCCGUAUGAGAAUUCUCAGAAUAUGCAACCAGAACAGAUCAGAACAUAACUUUCAUUACAGAGGGACUCCACUUGAAGACUGAAUUGUUGGAUUGAUCUUCCUUGAUGACAACUUCAAGUCUUACUCUUCUAACACCAGCGUUGAAACAAAAGCAGGGAGCUCGUUGAAAGUGAGGAUGUCAUAAUGCCUAGUGAUCAAGCUGUCUAAUCUGGUAAAAUGUUUGAAACUCUUUCACCCGUUUUCUUCAGUCAAUAGGCCCUUCUAGUUUUCCUAUAAGGUAUACCUGUACAGAUUCAUGGUUUUUUAUAUCCAACACGAGGGCUUUCGAUAUUAGAAAGCCUGUGUUUUUUUGGUUUUGUGAGCUAUGUUUAUGUUUAUGUUUAUGCUUCAUAGUGCAUGGAGGCUGUUAGUGUGGUAUAUUGUACACCUUAAUAUGUUUGAUUGCUGAUGGAUUUUAGACAUGAAAUCAUUUGUACACAGAAUAAGUAUGUGAUUAUUACGUGUUUUUAACAUCUCA